Molecule: messenger RNA, 1374 nt
Organism: Caenorhabditis remanei
Lineage: Eukaryota; Metazoa; Nematoda; Chromadorea; Rhabditida; Rhabditidae
Exons: 8
Coding region: 1-1374 (457 amino acids)
Biological process (GO): transcription initiation at RNA polymerase II promoter
Cellular component (GO): transcription factor TFIID complex
Source: RefSeq, a predicted model, not a curated record
AUGAAUGAGGAAGAUAUCGUUUUAUCAAAUUUACGCGAUUCGGUGAGUCGAAUCGUCGACAAUCUGAAAUUCAACUACAUCGACGAGGCGGCACACGCCAAAUUAGUCGGAUUAAUGGCCGAUAAGCUGUUCUUGAUGAGUCACACGUGUCGAGCGCUUCUGGAAAAUACUGGAAGAAUCGGAUCGGCACUAAACGCGAGUGUCGACAUCAAACAUCUCUUCCGAAUCCAUCGUGUCGAUUUACGACAGCUCGUCGAUUAUACGCAACAAGUUCGACCAUUUCCGCCGAAUAAAUGCGACAAUCAUGGAGAAUAUGUGGCUGAAAAAGAGGUCGACAAGACAGCUGAAAACGAGAAAAAUACGGUGGAAAUUGAGGAAAUAGCGGUGAAACCACCACAGCCGACACCGCGGGUUUUUAGUUUCCCCGUAUUCGAUGACAUGUCCGACUGGGAACUCGGUUUCGGCCACCACUCUGACACCGACUCGGCCAUGUCGGAGCCACCGACGCCCCGCCCACUUUCUUCGUCCGCCCGUCUCCUCGAACCACCGCCACCACCGCCACCGAUCCCCCCGCUCUUCUUCUAUUCUCCAGAAUUUCCAGAUUUCGAAUCGAAAUAUCGCCCAGAACCGAUCGAAAAGCAGCUGAAAAUAUUCAAAGCCGAUCCGCCGCUGUAUUCGCCGGCGAAAGUGGCAAAAGACACGUGGAAAUAUGAAAAAUACGAAAAAUACGAGAGAAAUCGAGCGAAAACGAGUCAAAAACUGGAAAAAACGCCGUCAAACUCGUCGUUGGCACCGAAAAUGACGAAAAAGCGUCUGAUGCAAACGAACUACGAGCGGCGGCUCCGAAAUGAGCAAAUGGCUGAGGAGGAGAGGAAACGGGAGAAAAAACGAGAGAAAACUGAACGGAAAUCGAUGAAAAUUGAGAAAAAAGAGGCGAUACAACAGAAGCAGAAGUUUAAGGAGAGAGUGAUUAGGAAUAAGAGGGAACAUGUUGCACCCAAUCGAGUUCCCAACAUCGAUGAGAACGACAACAAACUGAAGUCCUCGGAAAUCACACCGCCGCCGACGAAAAAAAUGAAGACGGAAGAGGCUCCGCCCACUCAGCCGCCACUCAUCAAAAUGUUGAUUAGUUUCAAGAGAGAGCGUCAGGGAUUCCGUAUCAAAAAAGUGGAAACGACAAUAUACAACGAAGUGGUGAACGGAGAGUGGAAACCGCUGCUCCAGACGUGGAAAAGCUCGAUUGGAAUCUAUUCGGAGCCGAAAUACCCAAUCCGACCGCCAAAACGAGCCAUCAGUGAAGACGACGGAAAACCGAAAAUACCGAAACUGAAAUUGAUAAAAAAUGCGGAUAAUAAUUACUCGAAAGUCUCUUGA